Messenger RNA from Sitophilus oryzae (rice weevil), 2162 nucleotides. RefSeq names its product odorant receptor coreceptor (gene Orco). Gene Ontology annotation, molecular function: odorant binding; olfactory receptor activity. Gene Ontology annotation, cellular component: plasma membrane. Gene Ontology annotation, biological process: detection of chemical stimulus involved in sensory perception of smell; sensory perception of smell. The record is from RefSeq and is a predicted model, not a curated record. The transcript is spliced from 12 exons. Lineage: Eukaryota; Metazoa; Arthropoda; Insecta; Coleoptera; Curculionidae. The coding region runs from base 91 to 1536 and encodes 481 amino acids.
GUGGGCAGUGCGAGACGAUUCUGAAGUGAUAUGAACUGUUAAAUCUUUUAUUUACCGCUUAAAGUUAACGGAAAAAGAAACGGCCUCAAAAUGAUGAACACAUUCAAAGUGACGGGCCUGGUGGCCGACCUAAUGCCAAACAUUAGGUUAAUUCAAGCUUCGGGACAUUUUAUGCUAAAUUAUCAUGCAGAUAAUUCUGGAGCUCUGCAUGCCCUCAGACUAGGUUAUCCUUGCGUGCAUCUUUUGUUCGUCUUAUUGCAAUACGGAUGCAUAUUUGGCAACUUAGUGGUGGAGAAAGACAACGUAAACGACUUAGCUGCAAAUACCAUCACAAUAUUGUUCUUCACUCACUGUCUUACCAAAUUUGUUUACUUCGCUGCAAGAUCUAAACUAUUUUACAGAACCUUAGGAAUUUGGAACCAAGCCAACAGUCAUCCACUUUUUGUUGAAUCGAAUAACAGAUAUCAUGCAUUAGCACUGAAAAAAAUGAGGAAUUUACUUUAUAUAAUUAUGAUAGGAACAAUAUUUUCGGCAGGAGCAUGGUCUGGAAUUACUUUCGUGGGUGACAGUGUUCAUUUCGUAAAAGAUCCUAAUAAUGAAAACGAAACUAUACCAGAAGAAAUUCCGAGAUUAUUAAUAAAAUCAUGGUAUCCUUUCAACGCGAUGUCUGGAAUGUCUUAUUAUAUAGCGUUGGUAUUUCAAAUAUAUUAUGUCUUGUUCUCACUUCUACAGGCAAAUCUCCUUGACAGUUUGUUCUGUUCGUGGUUGAUUUUUGCCUGUGAACAACUGCAGCAUCUUAAGGAAAUAAUGAAGCCUUUAAUGGAAUUAUCAGCUUCUUUGGAUACGUAUGUUCCCAAAAGUGCGGAUUUAUUUAAAUCACCCAGCGCUACAUCUCAUGAUAACUUGAUAGAAAAUGACUAUAAUCCCAAAAAUGAUGAACUAAACUUAAAAGGAGUUUACAGCACAAGGCAGGAAUUGGGAAAUUUGAAUUUUAGAAGCGGUGCUUUGCAGACUUUUGGACAAGGAGGUGGUGGCGUUGGACCAAACGGUCUUAGCAAGAAGCAAGAGCUUAUGGUCAGAUCAGCCAUUAAGUACUGGGUAGAAAGGCAUAAGCACGUUGUAAGAUUGGUAACAGCUAUAGGUGACGCAUAUGGGGUAGCACUUCUUCUGCAUAUGUUAACAGCAACUAUUAUGCUUACCCUCUUAGCCUACGAAGCAACAAAGAUUGAUGGAGUCAACGUUUACGCUGCCACUACAUUAGGAUAUUUAAUCUACUCUUUGGCUCAAGUAUUUCACUUUUGCAUAUUCGGAAACCGUCUGAUUGAAGAGAGCUCUUCUGUUAUGGAAGCAGCCUACAGUUGCCACUGGUAUGACGGAUCAGAGGAAGCUAAAACGUUUGUUCAGAUCGUAUGUCAACAAUGUCAGAAAGCUCUAUCAAUAUCCGGGGCGAAAUUUUUUACCAUUUCAUUGGAUCUGUUUGCCUCAGUUCUUGGUGCUGUGGUCACUUACUUCAUGGUAUUGGUACAACUCAAAUAACUUAAUUACUUUAAUUGUAAUUACACAAUAAUGCAGGCAUUAUUGAAAAAAUGCGGUUCUCUUAAAAUUUGUAUAUAGAAUAGAAACAAAGAAUAAAUAUAUUAUCUAAAUACCGGAAUGUGAUACUGAAAGAUUAGAUUCAUAUUCUUAGUAAUAUAUGUAGUUAUAUGAAUAUUCGUUUAUAGUACAAAGUUUUUUAAUGGUACUAAUCUACAUGAUAUUAUAUCUGAUACGUAAACCUUGAAUUAUAUUAUUAGAGAUUACUAAAAUAACAAUCAAUAAGUUUGUUAUAUUUUUCAUUUACUUAUUAAAACAAAUAUUUGGUACAAAAUAUUUUUUAUUUUGUAAUUUCUAUUAUCUUAUAAUUUGCCUGUAUAUAUGCACUUAUAUUAUUUAACAUAAUGUUAAUUUUAGUGAUUUUUCUAAUCAGCACAUAACUAUAUUUUAAUAAAUUAGACAAAUAUUUAGUUUCUAAUAAAUAUAUUAUAGCCUCUGUUAAUGCGCAAGUUUUAUUAGGCUGUAUUAAAUUGUGAAACAGCUUAUAUUUACACAGUAUAAUUUUUAAAUGUUUAUAGUAAUUCAAAAUUAAUGUUAUCUAAAUUUAUUUUCAUCUUUAUCAUUUCCCA